GAUUGCAGCCGGCGGCGCAUGAUGAUCAAGGUGAACCCUAACCCAGUGACCAAGAUGUGGUUGUAGCCUGUUGCCUCGUUCUCGGGCAUUCAGUUGGCACUUGCACGGCGGUUCUCUUAUCCGUGUGCAUCUUCUCUGCCGUCGCUUCCGCCACCCCUUCUCGCGCGCUCUACGACGGCUAUGAAGGCCUUUCUUUCCCGACUUCACAUUGGCUCCACCAAGGAGAAAGAGCGAGACGUCUCCCCGGCACUACAGAAGGAAAAGUUCCCCCCGCUGCGUACAUGGCCGCCAGCACCGAUGGCACGUUCCAACUCGACACCAUCUUCGACCGCCGCUUCGAUCACGAAACCACUCCCUGAGCCCGUAGUCCAGGACGAUCCCUCUUCAUCUUCUGAUACCACGACGCCCACACCGGUCUACUCUUCUCCGACUCCGACGCCACGAGAUGAAGACACCAUCUCUCCACUCCCGGAACGCUCUGAAUCCCCACGUGCUGAACCAGACUCGGCUGGACGCAGCUCCCGAAAGACAAAUGGAAGUGUUGUUACGGCCACGGGAAGCGACAUUCAGAAAAAGGUCGCAUUCAAGUCGCCACCUCCAACGCCAUCUAAUCUCGAUCGCACCUUGCCUGAAGCCCCACCUGGUGCUCCUUCAUCCUCCGUGCCACUCAAAAAUUCUGUGUCACGUUUCCAGGCGACUCACGGGAAGGAACCUCGUGGCUCUACUUCAUCCGGCGCGUCUUCAUCCAAGGUUGACCUUGUAUCCUCAGCAGGCAAGACUACUGCCAAGUCGAACUCGACGCGUGCUACCUCGCCGUACCUACAGAAAAGCCUGGAGAUCGGUUCCAGUCAAUCGUUGCGCUCGGGAACGCCUUACUCUUCCAUGUCCAACACCACCAGCGGCAGUCGUAUUCUCUCGGCUACAUCAUGGAGCGAGGUCACAGAGGAUGACCUGGUAUCGAACAUUGGGUCUCGGGAACGGACCAGACAAGAAGUUCUAUUCGAAAUCAUAUCCAGUGAGGAGAGAUACGUCCAAGAACUGGCGAAAAUGAAGGACACAUUCAUUGAUCCUCUGCUCCAUCCUUUCUCCGCACCGACCGCACAGCUUUCUUCCACGCCCAACCUUGACUACGAUUUCUAUCGAGCAGAAUCGCCGGCAGAAUCCAAUGAUCACCUUCCCCCCAUCGCUGCACGGUUUAUGUCUCCCAGUCCGCAUCCAGGGAGCACCCAUUCGCACAAGGACACUCCCAACAUCGACGGCGAGUCGCAGGACACGGACGACGAAGAUGAAGGCACGGACCAUGUUGGCAAGGGGUACUCUUCUAGUCGCCAGGGGCAGCUUGCGAAGCAGAACCACCCACGGUCGCCAUACCGCUCAAAUGGAGUCAAGACGGGUGGCAAGUCGGUUCCCUUUCCGUCACGGUCACACCAUUCGUUGCCGCCGCCACCGAGGGCAACUGGGACUGGGUCCACCCAUUCUCUGGGCCGUCAUGCGUCGGUUGCUGAGCGCGAACGCAACUACAGCCAAGGCCAGGCCUCGAUGGCAAAGAGCACAGCAACUAGUGCCCGACCGGGCAUGCUUCGCAAGCUCAAGAAAAGCCAGACGAACAACGACAGUCCGCUCGGUGAUGCCGUUGCGCCUAAUCAGCUGCCCGAAGACCUAAGAAUAUGUCUUGAGGUCGUGGAUAGCGGUGUGUUUGAGGGGCAUCGCAGGCUCUCCGAAGCACUCAAGAAACGCUACGACGAUCAGUUCCCGCUUGUUCGGUCUCUCGCCGAUGUGUUUGUAUCAAAUUCCGAUAUAUUCCAAGGCUAUGCCACAUAUGUGCUCCACCUUGAGCGUGCACUCGAGCAAGUCGACAACGCACUGUCCAACGUCUCCACGAAGAAGCCCAAGAAACAGGAUGCAGGCGAAUGGCAGAAAGUGUGCAAAUUUCUGCAAAAGCUGGAGGAGAACGCGAGCGAGAAGGGCGAGACUGGCCUCGCGAUAACCAUUUCGAAACCAUUCCAGCGUCUACUCAAAUACCCGCUUUUAUUCCAGAACCUGCUCUUUCACACGGAUCCGAGCACUUUCGAAUACGAAAGCACCUUGCAGAUGGUAGCCGAGGUCGAGGCCAUCGUUCGCAGUAUCGAGGACGAGAAGAUCCAGAAGGAAGAGCGAGACAAGACGAGAGAUGUGUUUGCUCGCAUCGAGGGCUUGGACAAAGUGAAGCAGUUGAUGGUGCCCAAACCAUCCCGUGUUCUGGUGGAGGAACGGCCGUGUCCAGCCCCAGGCAGCUCGACGAGUCCCCCCAAAUCAGUGUCGCCGCCGCCAAUUGUUUCGAAUAAAGGCGUGCGGGGCAAGUCCUCCUUCAAACGGUUGAGCGACGUCCUUCACACUGGCUCCGGCAUCGGCGGCAAGAAGGACAUGUGGUUCGUUGUGUUCAACGAUGUUGUUCUACAGUGCCAGCGCACGGGCACAACCUCGUUACCUCUGGUCUCGGCCACGUACUCGAGAACCAACUCGAUGCCUGAGCUUCAGGGCAGAUCCAAGUACGCCACCACUGGCCGAAGGAACUCGCACACCAAGCCGAGGAACCUGUACAAAUUCGUGAAGAUCGAAACUUGGGCAAUCGGCGAUGUCGUACAACCAAGAGAGGGCGUGGUUUCGAUGGAAGAUGUCGCGCGAAGCAGAGCUCAAAUGCAGCAACCCCGAAUCGUUCCAAUGCCUGAUGAGGAGGAGGAGGAGAACACUGAUUCGGACGAUUCGGACCGGAAGAGCAAGAUGAGCUUCUCCUACUGGGGCGCAGACAAAAUCACGGUCCAGAAGCCUGUGAUGAAAGGCAAAGUGGCUAUCCCAUCUGUCAGGCGUGGCGCAGCAGCUGGUAGUGCGUACAGUCGGGAAUCGUCUGCGAAUGCCAAGUUCGGGACCCGUCUUGUGUCUGCUGAUUCGUCCCCCACCCCUCGCCCCGCCAGCCGGAGAACGGCGACAACACCCACCUCGCGUCGACCGGCAGUGGACGACAGCAACGUGAAUUAUGCCAAAGCCCGACCCGAAUGGAAUCGAUCGCCGGUGCCUGUGGCUGUCAAGCGGUCGCGCAACACCUCUCAGACCAGUGCGGCGGCAAGCUCGACACGAUUGGCGACGAGCAAGGGUGUGGCAUCCCCGGCUCCGUCUGAGGACUCUGGUGUCGGUCUCUACCGACAAAUGCUGGCUCAGGACCCGACCCUGAGCCGAUCGUAGUAUCAUAUCCCAUGUCGUACCACAAAACGCACACACAUUCACUCACUUACCAUGCUUUCCCGCUGCUCGAUACGAAACACUCCUUGAUAAUACCACCUUGAUUUAUUCCACGACCCAGCAUGAUAACCACAUUAAUAUUCGUCGGCCACCUAUUUACUUUGCUAGAUUUAUCCCAUGUAGCGAUUUUGGAAUUCUCUUCAGGACUCGUA
This is a messenger RNA of Mycena citricolor, 3428 nucleotides long. The record is from the annotation of a GenBank genome assembly. Lineage: Eukaryota; Fungi; Basidiomycota; Agaricomycetes; Agaricales; Mycenaceae.